AUGGCAUUCUUGCUUCGGCUCAACCAUGAAAAUAACAAGUUGUCCGUCACGGGUCGCGAAAUGCGCCGUCGUGUCAUGUGGUCUAUCUUCAUCUUAGAGAGACGGCUUGCCGGUGGGCAGUUGGACUUGAUAUCAUGCCGCAAAGAUUUGAUGCAUAUUCAACUUCCGUCCUGUGAGAGAGAUUUCGAGCUAGGAAUCUACGGUAGAACGGGUACUCUAUUCCCAAAAGGCGUUGAUGAAGAAACCUCGAGCAUGGGGACCAGAGCAUGUUUUUGCAGACUCUCAAGCAUUCGACAUGAAAUUCUCCAGUAUGUCAAUCUCCAAAAAUACGCUUUCCAGAUUCUGAUCCUUGUCAGAUAUACGAGAACGGUCAUCUCAGAAGGUACUGCGGCACAUGACUCUCGUGCUGAGCUUCUUCGGCUGGAACAAGAAUUAAUGAAUUUGAGAAACUCACAGCCCGAAUCAAUGCAGCUAACUCAGCGAAAUAUGAGCUUCCGCGCAUACUCUCCACACAUGCGACGAUAUCUGAUGCUACAUUCCAUGUGGCAUCAGUGCUAUUGUGACUUAUACAGAUUCAUGAUUCCAGGGCUGCGGGACUCAUUAUCCGAGGAAGCUUUCAAGAAGACUUCGCCCGAGUACAUAGCUUAUUGCCAAGCAGAAGUGAUCAAACACGCAAGAGCUCUUGUUGAUCUGUUUCGGAUGGCCCAGAGCGUUGGCGACGGAACACCGCAAGACCCUGGCAUCAAUGUUUGUCUUUAUCAGUGCGCGAGAAUCAUCAUCCGAGCUUUUGAUCUCGGACUUCUCGGAUCCUUUUCUACAGCAUUGGAGGUUUUGUUUCAGCUCAAAGAUGCCGCAAAGAUAAUGAUACCUAUAAUUGCCGUGAAGAAUUCUAUUGGCCAACUGUAUCACCAGAUUCAAAAAAUGAUUGGUCUCGCAGUUCAAAGAGCUUCAGGUUCUGAUUUGAUGACGCAAGCAUUGGAGACAGAACAGACACAUGAUGCCAAUGUGCUUGAUAUCCUAGCGCGCAUUCGUCAAAGCGACAUUGAAACGGGAGAGGAAGUGCUCCAGGAUUAUCCUGCAAGCCCCGCUGCUACUCCAUCUCUCAACUGUGAUUUGGCACCAGAGACGGCAGCAAAUGAUAGUAACAAGAGACCUAUAUCGGAGGAACCUCUGGGGAAUCCUGGAUUUGUCGAACCUUCUUGGUAUACUGGAUUCGAGAAUGAAAAUUUAUUCAGUUCCUUGGGCAACACGUUCAGUGGAUUUGAAGAUUCUUUCAUUGACUUCGAAUAUCAGGAUAUUGACCAGUGCUAUAGUGAGCAAUAA
Messenger RNA from Penicillium brevicompactum, 1323 nucleotides. RefSeq names its product fungal specific transcription factor domain-containing protein. The coding region runs from base 1 to 1323 and encodes 440 amino acids. The record is from RefSeq and is a predicted model, not a curated record. The transcript is spliced from 2 exons. Lineage: Eukaryota; Fungi; Ascomycota; Eurotiomycetes; Eurotiales; Aspergillaceae. Gene Ontology annotation, cellular component: nucleus.